This is a messenger RNA of Paramisgurnus dabryanus, 1625 nucleotides long. RefSeq names its product ATPase Na+/K+ transporting subunit beta 3a (gene atp1b3a). Gene Ontology annotation, cellular component: sodium:potassium-exchanging ATPase complex. NCBI's taxonomy places the organism in Eukaryota, Metazoa, Chordata, Actinopteri, Cypriniformes, Cobitidae. Gene Ontology annotation, molecular function: ATPase activator activity. Gene Ontology annotation, biological process: potassium ion import across plasma membrane; sodium ion export across plasma membrane; intracellular sodium ion homeostasis. The record is from RefSeq and is a predicted model, not a curated record.
ACGACAUGCUGCUGUUGAUCUGGUUUUUGGGGAGCGAGGAUCAGAAUUGCACAGCAGUAUAUUUGGAGACGCUAGAAGUCGGAGGUUUGCAGCUCUUCCAUCGGGGCAUCAGCCCACUGAUUUUAGCCUUAUUAGAUAAGGGCUUUUACUAGACUUUUUCUCUCGUCGGUUACGUCAAAUCUAACCCAAAAACAUCAUGUCUAAUAAGAUUGAAAACCCAGAUAAAGGCAAAGAGCCUGAGAGCAGCUGGAAAGACGCGAUCUACAAUCCACGAACUGGAGAAUUCAUCGGUCGGACUGGUAAAAACUGGGGUCUCAUUCUUCUUUUUUACCUGGUCUUCUAUGGCUUCUUGGCUGCUAUGUUUGCCUUCACAAUGUGGGUUAUGCUUCAGAUGCUUAAUGACGAUGCACCAAAGUAUCGAGAUCGUGUUGCAUCCCCAGGGUUGGUUAUCAGGCCCAACUCUUUGAAUAUAGUUUUUAACAGGUCAAAUCCUCUUGAAUAUGGCCAGUAUGUCCAGCAUCUUGAAUCACUUCUGCAGCGGUAUAAUGAUUCAGAGCAGGCCAAAAAUGACUUGUGUAUGGCGGGUCAGUUCUCUGAACAGGAUGGUGAACCUCUGAAGAAAGUGUGUCAGUUCAGGAGGAGUGUCCUUCACCAGUGCUCUGGUAUGGAGGACACCACCUUUGGUUAUGCCGAGGGAAAGCCAUGUGUAAUUGUCAAAAUGAACAGAAUCAUCGGUCUUAAGCCAGCUGGAGAUCCAUACAUUAACUGCACAUCAAAGAGUGGGAAAUCUCUGCAGAUGCAGUACUUUCCCAAUGAAGGGACUAUUGAUAGGAUGUACUUCCCAUACUAUGGUAAAAAGUCACAUGAGGGUUAUGUUCAGCCUCUGGUGGCGGUAAAGCUGAUGCUUAAUAAGGAAGACUUCAACACUGACCUCUUUGUAGAGUGCAAGGUUGAAGGAUCUAACCUUAAGAAUAACGACGAGCGGGACAAGUUUCUCGGACGAGUCACCUUUCAGGUCCUAGUGACUGAGUAAAGCGGUAGCUUUUGUGGAAGCUUAAGAAGAACUUGCACUACAUUUCUCCCUGUUGUCCCUGUUCUCCUCCAAAGCUCUCCCGCUGGUCCCCAGCAGGACUAGGUCCCGAUUUAACUCUCUAUAGACCAGGCAUGACUGAUUGAUUUCCGUUAAUGUCCCAUUCGAAAUGUCUCAGCAGGUUCCCAGAUUAGUCUCUCGCCUAAGUCCUCCUCCUACCGAAGACAGGGCGAACGCUUAAAAUUAAAUCGUAUUUCACCCUGGGCUUUGCAUUCCUUAGAUGUUUUGAAUUCUUGAACAUAAAUGCAUUGUACCUUAAACGGGAUUUUUGUUUACAAUGUGCUUGAUAAGAUAGGGUUUAGUCACUCUUUGAUGGUUGUUUUUGUGGUUGUGUUGCUAUCUGUGAAUAUAUUUAAUGAUCGUAAUGUCAAACUACUGUAAGAUUGAAGUGGCAUUUUUGCAAUAAGAAAAGAAACCAAAUUUGUAACGUAAAUGAUUUUAUGUACCUCUGCGUGAACUGGUAAACAUGCAGAUGCCUUAAGAACCAUUUAACAUCUUGGAACAAAUGCUAUUUUGACAAAUAAAAUGAAAACUA